AUGCAUACUUGCCUUGAAAAACGCGAUCUUGCAUCAUUUGCUAUUCUCGACGGACAUGAUAGGCACGUUGUUUUAGCUCCUGAUCUUCCUACUUGGGAUGAGAAUCAACCUCCACAAUAUCGUAAAUCCCCUCGUCUAUCUUAUCGAUUACUUCGCAUUCCUGACACUAAUCCCUUUGCUGUUGAAUUACAAAUGGGUCGCGGCCUUCCACAAAUAAAUGUUGACCUUGAUGGCCAAGUGCCUUCUAUUAGUCUACCGAUGAAUACUUCUUCCCCUAUUCGUUCUGCAGCUUGGAAAUUUCACUGGCCCGUUGUUAGCCGAGGGACAUGUGCCUGCGUUGGCAUAAAAAUUCACCCCAAUACUCCUGAUUCUCCUGUUGAUGGACUCCUGUAUUGGGAUUUCGCCUCGGUUUCGCCGAAUCGAUUUAGCGCUCUUAGCAAUAAUGAGUCUCUAGUCGCAGCAGAUUUUACGAUGACUUUGACGGUGCUAUGGAAAGGCCAUAGUUUGUUGGAAGCCUCUCUCACCUAUCAUUUUGUUGAUCUUCCACCGAAUGCAGCUCUAGCUCUUCGAAGAGAGAUUUGGCUUGGUCAUUCCUCUGCAUCUUCCAUUACCAUAACCCCUUUUAUAUCUACUGCUUGGGGCUAUGCUCAGAAUACAAAUGAAAUGUCAGAGCAUGAGGUUAAUACAGAAAGUCUUUCUAUGGACGUUAGAGGAAUAAAUCACACUGAAGGUGGUUGGCCGAAAGAUGUCAAUUACAAUGAACCCGAACAAGUCCUGCGAUAUAGAAAAAAGCUCGAAAAGGACGAACAAUAUACAACAAUAUUGCAUUCGUUGGCUAACUCUGUUGAGCAUUGUAUAAAGCAAAAUAACGCCUUAAAUAUCUACGAAGACUAUUUCAACGAUAUUGAAUAUAAUGCUUCCGAGGAACCACCUUCGGCUAAAAUUGUGAAUGUUUUUCGGUAUGGUAUAAAUUAUAUAAAUCAAUUAACUCCAAUGACGUCUAGUGAUAUGAACGAUAUAAAACGAACAGCAAGCUAUGUGUGUUGGUUUCCGGAAUCUCCAACAAAAAUUGCUGUCGCUUAUAGCAAUACAGGAUUUUUAUCGAAUUCACAAGACGUAUCCCUCGAUUCUUACAUUUGGGAUUUUGCAAAUCCAAGCAAACCUGACCUUGUUUUGAGUCCUCCAUCAGCUUUGGUGUGUGUUGAGUUUAAUCCGAAGGAUGCUCAUUCGCUUAUCGGAGGUUGUCUCAACGGUCAAUUAUGCCUAUGGGACCGUAGAAAAGGUUCCCAGCCUGUAGAUGUCUCCCCAAUUGAGACAAGCCAUCGCGAUCCAGCUUGGCAAGUGAUCUGGAUCCAAUCCAAAACUGGAACAGAAUUCUUCUCCACCAGCACCGAUGGGCAGGUUCUUUGGUGGGAUGUUCGCAAGUUGUCUGAACCCACUGAAGUUCUAUAUCUUGAUCCCACUAAGAAUCAGGAUUUCAACUGUUCCAUUGGAGCUUACGCCCUAGAAUAUGAAUCCAUAAUCCCGACAAAAUUCAUGGCUGGAACAGAGCAGGUCUUCUUUCUUGUCUACUUUAGAGGAAUGAUCAUCUUGUGCAAUCGCAAGGGUAAAACGGUGGCAGAAAAAGUGACCGCAGUUUUUCCUGGACACAAGGGACCCGUGUAUGCGCUACAGAGGAAUCCUUUCUUCCCCAAGUUCUUCCUUUCCGUGGGUGAUUGGUCGGCGAGGAUAUGGGCUGAGGAUAUGAGAGAUGAUCCGAUUAUGUGGACACCUUACCAUGAAUCCGCUGUGACUGAUGGCCGUUGGAGUCCCGUUCGUCCAGGUCUAUUCUUCAUUACUCGAUUGGACGGAAAUUUGGAACUCUGGGAUUUUGUUUUCAAACAACAUGAACCCACUCUUAAAUUCAAGCUCUCCGCCGGUUUUACAACUCUGUCCAAAAAUGAGAAAGCCACCGUUGCUGCUAUGUUUGAAAGGGAGUCUCAUCGAGAGAAGAUUCUGGAGACACGAGCCAAGGAACUACGAGUGAAGGCCAAACAAAAAGCUCUUGCUGAAUCUGGACCCGCAGAACUCGACGAGGAUCAGAAAACUCUAGAAGGUCCGGACAAUGUCGAAAGGUCCGGUGCAGAAGGCAAAGAGAACUUGGAUGAUGGAGAGGAAAAUGAGGGAGUAGAAGAAGAGUUAUCUCCUUCUGAACUGCUAAAAAAGAUUGAGCAGGAGUUCUUUGAUCAAAUAGAAGAGGAAAAACAAAGGAGGCAGGAGGAGAAAAGCCAAAGAAAUCAACGUCUGGAAUCUCUAAGUGGAGGUGACAAUGACUUUGUAGAGGACGGAGAAGAGGAGGAAGAUGAGGACCUUAAUCAACCUACUGCGAAUGCAACUGAAGAGGAAGCAACAGAGAAUUUCGAAGACCCUGAAGCACCCGAGGACGAACAAAUUCAUGAAAAUACACUUUCUGAAUAG
Molecule: messenger RNA, 2457 nt
Organism: Rodentolepis nana
Lineage: Eukaryota; Metazoa; Platyhelminthes; Cestoda; Cyclophyllidea; Hymenolepididae
Source: the annotation of a GenBank genome assembly